CAAGAUAAACAGACUCUUUAGAAUUCUACUCUUAGCUUAUAUUUUUAUAUUUGUGUAAAGGAGGAUAAGGUGAAUGAAGUUGAAUCGACACCCUCAGUGCUGAAUUAGCUCUUUACAGAGUAACACUUUGGAAGCUAAUUUAACACUUUUGGCAAGAAUAUGACCAAGCUCCACCUUGAGCACACACUUCGAGUUUAUUUAUGGAUUUGAAUCCGACUCAUUUUGUGUCCUGAUCUUCAGCUCGUCGUUUUUCCACGUCAGACCCAUAAGCCACGCUGCUUUAGUGUCGCACUUCAUGCAGAGUGUUGUGGACGCGCGUCUCUUUUGCGCACGGGCUUAAUAUUGCGCGCUAAAUCGAGCAGACGGCUAAAAAAAAAAAAAAAAAAAAAAAAAGGGCGGAUUGAGUGCAAAUUUUCGGCAAGUUCCGAGCUCCUCCCCCUCCACGAUGAAGCUGUUAACACGGAUUCUGCUAUAUUCCUAAUUUCCCGGCGCAGCGUCCUCCGUCCUAGAUGCACACAAAGCCAACAUCUCAGCGCGCGUGACUCAACUUUUCCUUUUUUUUCCUUUCCAAAAGAGGGGGGAAAACGGAGCUCUUUUUGGUUUCGUGUACUGUCCUGGCCAUGGGAGAUCACAAAGCACCGACCAUGGUACAGAGGUCGAGUUCGUUUAGCAUCAAGAGCCUCCUGCUGCCGUCCAAGUUUGACAGCCAGGGCGCAGGGGUCGCGGAAAAUAGCGCGACUCCGGAUUCGGAAAAAUCCUCGGAACCGACGGAAAUGGACUCCACACCCCUGCAGCAGCGAGGUGAGGACGACUCGGGAGCGGAAGCGGGGCGAAAAAGCGGCAAACACGACAAACCGCCGUUCAGCUACAACGCGCUCAUCAUGAUGGCCAUCCGCCAAAGUCCCGAGAAGCGGCUCACGCUCAACGGCAUCUACGAGUUCAUCAUGAAGAACUUCCCGUACUACCGGGAGCACAAGCAGGGCUGGCAGAACUCCAUCCGGCACAAUCUCAGCCUCAAUAAGUGCUUCGUGAAAGUGCCGCGCCAUUACGACGACCCGGGAAAAGGGAACUACUGGAUGCUGGAUCCGUCCAGUGAUGACGUGUUUAUCGGUGGAACUACGGGAAAGCUCCGGAGGAGGUCCGCGACAUCACGGGGCAAGCUGGUGAUGAAACGAGGCCUGCGUUUCGCCCCACUCGGACUCGGACUCGGAGAGCGCGCGAGCAACCCGCUCUGCUGGCAGCUGUCUCCGUUUCUGCCCUUACCUCACGCGCACUACAACGGACCCACGCACGGGUUUCUUAACCAAGGACACGCGUACGGGUCUCUGCUCCCGAGCAUGGAGCCCAUCACCAGCGUGGAUAUCGCCCGCCCCGUGCUCGGACCCUGUACCUCCGGUGGCUACAGCGCGAGCUCUGCGCCCACGGGAUUACUCUCAGCGCACAACGGCUAUUUCGUGGCAGGAGCGCAGCAGCAGCAGCAUGCGCAGGCGCAGGCGCUCCAGUCCGGCCCUGCUUACGGGAUCUCGAGCUCUCCGCCGCCGCUGCUCGCGGAUUCUAGGACCACGUUACCGUCUUUCUCGUCCAGCGGCUUUUCGGGAGUUUUGUCACAACAUAAAAGACUCGCGCCUCAUUCUUUCCUGAGCUGAGCGGCUUGUUCGGGUUUCGCGCUCAGCAAAAAGCCGACUGUUGCAUUAACGCGUCCAGCUGGACACAAAUCAGCGCUGUGAGUUUCAUCUCAGCACUAACACUUACCUGAACACUGUAGCUGUUAUUUCGAGUUUAGAUAUGAAUAUUUAUUAAACACUAAAUUUCAUCCAACACCGGAAUAUUUGCUGCGCAUCAGAACCGAGUGACACUAAAAACCCUUGAAUGUGCAGAUCCUCCUGUUAUGUUCCACAAGGACCAAGUCUUUGUCAAUCUGUUGACUUUUUUCUAUUUAAAUAUUUAGUAAUAAUGCAACAGUAACUGAAGUAUGACGUCAUGCCAAAGGCAAUACACGUUUCAAUUAUUAUUAUUAUUAUUAUCAUUAUUAUUAUUAUUUAAAUUUCUGGGUCACUUAUCCAUGUUUUUUUUAAUCGUAGCGUAUUUAUUGAAAAUUGAGAACAUGCCUAUAAAAAUGGGUCCUUAUACAGUUCCUUAUUAUUAUUAUUAUUAUUAUUAUUAUUAUUAUUAUUAUGUGGUAUUUUACGGUUGUAUGUAACACUGUGAAUGAGCCUUAACGUGGUCAGUCAGGGUUUGCAGCAACACACAAGCUAAACGACUAAACUCAGGUUUUCAUGCGUUCUGACAAUAAAACUAAAAUUAAAUAAUGUGUAAAGAAAAUAUGAAAUUAUUUGCUGAAUAAACUUUGAUUUAUCUACUAAGUGGCUAAAGCUGGGGAUCAUCUGAUCACUUGUAUCAGGGCAGGAAUAGGCCUACUCAAGAAAUUAAAUUUUUUUUUGCAAAAAAUAUUAUUACAUUUUUGUAAAUUUGAUUAUUUUAGGUCUAUAAUUUGAUGCAAAUUAAAAUGUAAGAUUUGCAUUAUGAAUUGGCGUUUUUCUCCUAGAGAACCAUAUCCGAAAUCAAGGCUAUUUAACAUCCAGUUCACUUAAAUAUAUAUUUUAUUACUGACCCUCCUUGUUGUGUUUUUUUCACACCUUUGUGAUCAGAUCACAGAACUAUUAGCCCUCCAUUUCCGUUCAGAUAUCUGUGUUUUACUCAGUGGCUUUUUGAAGAAAAAAAUCAGUUUUUUUUUUUGAUAAAACUUUACUUCUAUUUACACCUCGGUGUGAAUUUAUACCAGUUUGUUGGUUUUGUUGAUUAUUUUCCCUGUAAAUACAGACUGAACGUGGUUCACAAUUAAGAAAUAAAGUAUUGUACUAUUUCCU
Pangasianodon hypophthalmus (striped catfish) is the source of this 2867-nucleotide messenger RNA. RefSeq names its product forkhead box G1b (gene foxg1b). The coding region runs from base 621 to 1646 and encodes 341 amino acids. Gene Ontology annotation, biological process: regulation of transcription by RNA polymerase II. The record is from RefSeq and is a predicted model, not a curated record. Gene Ontology annotation, molecular function: sequence-specific double-stranded DNA binding; DNA-binding transcription factor activity. NCBI's taxonomy places the organism in Eukaryota, Metazoa, Chordata, Actinopteri, Siluriformes, Pangasiidae. The transcript has a single exon. Gene Ontology annotation, cellular component: nucleus.